Molecule: messenger RNA, 1308 nt
Organism: Colletotrichum paranaense
Lineage: Eukaryota; Fungi; Ascomycota; Sordariomycetes; Glomerellales; Glomerellaceae
Product: MGT family Glycosyltransferase
Exons: 1
Coding region: 1-1308 (435 amino acids)
Molecular function (GO): UDP-glycosyltransferase activity
Source: RefSeq, a predicted model, not a curated record
AUGCACCUUUCAACACCAGACGAAAUGGCCAUGGCUAUGGCCACGACCACGAAAACUCGUCGACCGCUCAAAUUCUUGUUGCAUUGUUUCUCCGCCACCGGCCAUGUUUUGCCAAUGCAGGCCGUCGCCAAGGAGCUGGUUGAACGUGGCCAUGAAGUCGUUUGGACUACCAUAGCACCCCAGGAGCAACGAGUCCUUGCAUCGGGGGCAAGAUUCAUUACCGCGGAGGAAGUAGUGAAAGUAGAUGCCAACCUAGAGGGCGCCAAUCCGAAAGACAUGGCCGAGACGGCAGAAGUCAUGUUCCGAGGGCGCGUUACGGCACAAGUCGCUGAUAUCCGUCGUGUCCUCAAGACGUUCAAGCCGGACUUUGUUCUCACUGACGCUCUGCCUCAGGGUGUCGCAGCGCUCUACGAGCUGGGCGAGAUUCCUCAUUACGCAACUCUGGGGGUUGUCCCGUUGUAUCUGCCCGACAUAGGGCCCGAGCCCAUCGAGCAUGCUGCUCAAUCUGCUCUAGGAAUGCUCAUCAGUCAACCACAACUAGUCCUGCCCUCGAUCAACCCAGAGAGAGAGGAGCUCGGGCUGCCCGCCCUCAAAGUCACAGACACGUACUCUUACAGUCCUUUCCUGCACAUCCAGGCUUCGUGUCCUUCCCUGGAAUUCCAGAAGGGCCCCGAGCCUAUUCUUCCUCAGGCGCAGUAUGUCGGACCUCUGGUUACACGUCUUGGAGGUGCAAGUGUUGGUGUGCCAACGUGGUGGCAAGAUGUCCUCGACGCCAAAUCCAUUAUUGGAAUCACACAGGGCACGUUUGCCAUGGACCCGACGUCACUUAUCAUUCCCGCCAUCAAAGCGCUUCAGGACGACAAGAGUCACUUGCUGGUUGUGCCAUCAAAACUCGCCGACGAGAUCCGCGAUAAGGUCAAGAUCGAGGAUAACGUCCGUAUCGCGGAUUGGGUUCCCUAUGACCUCCUCCUUCCACGCUGCCGUCUGCUCGUGACGAAUGGUGGAUACGGCAGUGUUACGCAAGCUCUUUCACACGGCGUUCCUCUCGUCUGCGCCGGAACUUCGGAGGACAAGAAGGACACAGCUGCGCGAGUGACUUGGGUUGGUGCGGGUAUUGAUUUGAAGACCGAUACUCCCUCAGUAGACCAGGUUCGCGAUGCAGUGCACAAGGUGCUCAAUGAGACAAGUUACAAGAAGAAUGCGACGAGAAUUAGAGAGGAGCUCAAUGCACAGGGUGGUGCCAAAAGAGCGUGCGAUUUGUUGGAAGAGGCGGCGGUAGAGCUAAGCGCCCCGACGGGGGAAACAUAG